Gongylonema pulchrum is the source of this 894-nucleotide messenger RNA. The record is from the annotation of a GenBank genome assembly. Lineage: Eukaryota; Metazoa; Nematoda; Chromadorea; Rhabditida; Gongylonematidae.
AUGGUGAAUAAUACAUCACAGGUGGGCAUCAAGGAAGUGGCUUCAAGUGAUGGACGCAACAUCGAGUUUAGCACCAGUGCAACUGCUGUGCCGAAAUUCAUGAAGCUGAGCGAUGAAGUGGUCAAAUAUCUCACGGAUGGAAGCAGUAUCAUUGCCGACAAAUUCGCAAACAGCAAAAGAUCCAAGAGCACUGAAGCAGAUGCAGAAAAUGGCAAUCUCAGGAGGAGCGAGACAAACAUCGGAGCAAUGCAAAUGUCAGAAGGGGAAAACUAUGCAGAAAAUAAUUCGGUUGACGAAGACGAGCGAGUAGUUGGAGAAACAACAACGCAGGACGAUGGAAAUGUUCGAGACGAGAAUGGUGCGAUUAUAACUGAUCCAAGAAUGGCAUACUUUAAAAAAUUUGAAAAAUUUUUCGAUUUUCUACAAACAACCAUUAAAAAAGUUGCCAAAAUUGUAAAGGAAGGCCAGGAAAACAACAAAGAAAGGAUGAAAAGUCUUGUAAAAGACAUUAACAUCAUCUGGAGACCGAAUGCUACCAUGGAUAGCACAACGAAUAGCGGGCUUAGCGGGCUGUUAACAAACUUUGGACUUAAAGAACCGGAAAUCGGUGGAACAGUGGCAUCGCAAAGCAUUGCUGUGAACGAGCCCAGAAAUGCCAGUAAAACGGUUACAAUUUUGUCAGCUGCUGGGCAGGCAAUUUUGCCCGAAAAGCCAAGUGAGAACGGCAUGGGCAAUACAACGACCCAGUCAUUGAAGCACCAAACAAAAAAUUACAACAAUGACACAUUGGGAUCUUCUCAGAGAACUGCGACUGUCCAAUCACAACGGAGUGAGACGAACAAACUGCGUUUCGGAUCCGAUGAAGACCUUGCAUUUCAAAAAGAUCGAGAAGCA